GACGAAAACAAAAUGGCCGCGCCCAUGGUGUGAAAAACGCUCUGACUCCAGGUCGUCGAAUAUUUACGUCAGAUACCUUCCGUUCCAGUUGCCCUCUCAAACAGGAAGAUGUUUCCUAGACUUCAGGGAGUCCUGUGCCGUCACGGACCGGCCCAAACCCCCGGUAUGCCGGCGUCGGCGCCGGUUGUGUUGCAGUUCGUGCGAUUUCGGAAACCCCGACACGUCCCGCGAGCGCCGUCUAAGGCCAACUACGUCCGCAAACUCACGCCGAUAGACCCGGAGGAACACACUUACUUAAAGACGGCGUACAACAACUACAAGACUCACUUCCGGGCUGUCAGGAAUAUGUUUUUAGAAGAGUACCUCGCCAGGAAGCGUCAGGAGGAGGGAGCGGACACGGCGAAGAGAGAGAAGGAGGAAGACGAGGAGCACUUCAGACUCAUGGAGUGGAACAGGAGAGAAAACGAACGGAUGCAUCAGGAAAGGUUGGUGCGAGAACAAAGGGUAGCCCUGGAAAGAGAAAAGGCAGACCUGGAGACAUCCAUCUGGAAAGAACAGAGGGAACAAGAGAUAGUGGAAAAGAUGGAUGAACUUAUCAGACUGGAAAAGGAGGCAAGUCAACACUUUAUUACGUUAGACAACGUCGAAGAAGCCAUCGAAUCUGCUCUCUCCGAUCCUAAGAACUACAACUUUGCAGUGGACAGAGAUGGCAACAUCGUUCAAAAGACACCCUUUGCUGGAUAACAACCCAAGGCUUAUUCCUGGACAUAUUUUCCCAUCAAUUUGCACAACUUAACUGAGCUUACAGAAACGCUAAACAAACUAACAACACUGGUUUCAAAGGGAUGCACUGAGGUAUUCAUGCAUACAUGGACUUGGAUUUGUUACUUAUAACAUUGAGUCUGGGUGGUAUUUUUUGUCCAAAAGGCACCCAGAGUUAAAUACCUAGAGAGACAAUUUGACUCUGAACUGAACCAUGCGAAAAUGAGCACCAAGAGACCAGGUCUAGCGAGAUAUUAGACAUGAAGCAAGGAAACAACAACAAACCAAGAAAUUGGAGAUUUCAGAUUUCUGGAAGUAUUUUGAGUUGUUGUGACUUUCACGUUCACCCCAUUUCCUGUGUCUGACAUUUUGAUCUGCCAUUUUUUCUGAUAAUCUUACCCCCACCCAUGAUCAUGAGCUGUCUACCUACCCUCUCCUGACAGACACACAAACCCACAGCUCAGCCUCUCAAAACAAUACUUCCAUACAGGCAAGUGAUAAUAUGGAUAUAAUAAAAUCAAAAUGAAACAUUGAGUCAGCAAACAGCACACAAAUGUUGUGGCAAUGAUUUAUUUUUUUCAAUCACAUUACCAGUCAGUGAGUGAGUUAUAUACAGUUGAUGGCUAGUAUACAUGUACAGUUUGUAAUAAUGUUCUUUCAUUAUACUUAUUGUCUUAUA
Molecule: messenger RNA, 1441 nt
Organism: Branchiostoma belcheri (Belcher's lancelet)
Lineage: Eukaryota; Metazoa; Chordata; Leptocardii; Amphioxiformes; Branchiostomatidae
Product: 28S ribosomal protein S26, mitochondrial-like
Exons: 4
Coding region: 109-744 (211 amino acids)
Cellular component (GO): mitochondrial small ribosomal subunit
Source: RefSeq, a predicted model, not a curated record